CUUUCUCCCAAAAACCCUAAACCCCCAAAAUGGUCAUAUCUUUCCUCAGUUUAAUCGUCCCUCUCCUUGAAACCCUAGCAAAACAUCGUGCCUUUGUCUCUUCCUUCACCACUGCUUAUUCUCUUCCUCCGCCUCCAUGGCCGCCACCACUCCAGCGCCUCCACCUUCAGCCACAAAACCCACCAAAUCGAUCACCAAAACGGUGCAGAAAGCCGUAAACGCCCUCAUCAAAUGGCGGAACGACAAGCUGCAGACCCAGAACCCCGAUCUCCUGGAAUCCGACGAGUUCGCCUACCUAGUUCUCACCCUCAAGAAAAUCCCGCAAAAGGGUCGCGUCAACGCCUACAAAAUCCCCAUCCCAAAUCCCGUCCACUCCCAACUCUCCGAGGUCUGCCUGAUAUACGACGACGGACCCAAGUCCGACCUCAACAAGGACUCCAUCGAGAAGAAAAUAAAGGCCGAAAACAUACCCGUGUCGAAAAUCUUGAGGCUUUCGAAGCUCAAGAGCGAUUACGUGCCCUUUGAGUCCAAGAGGAAGCUGAUGUAUUCUUAUGACAUGUUUCUGGCUGAUAAGCGGAUUGUGCCGUUGCUGCCGAAGUAUUUGGGGAAGCACUUCUUUAAGAAGAAGAAGAUUCCGGUGCCGGUGGACUUGCAGCACAAAAAUUGGAAGGAGCAGGUGGAUAAGAUUUGUGGGUCGGCUUUGUUGUUCUUGAGUACAGGGACGUGUAGUGUGGUGAGAGUUGCGAAAGUUUCGAUGAGCAUUGAUGAGAUUGUGGAGAAUGCAGUUGCGGCGAUUAAUGGGAUAGUGGAGAUUGUGCCGAAAAAUUGGGGAGGUGUGAGGUCGUUUCAUUUGAAGUUGUUUGAAUCGCUUGCGUUGCCGGUUUAUCAGGCGGUUCCAGAUGUGACAUUGAAGAUUGAGGGAGAGAAGGGGGUUGAGGAAGGUGAGAAGGAGGUGAAAGAGGUUGUUAAGAGUGAGAGUAAGGAUUUGAAGAGUGAGAAGAAGAGUAAGAAGAAGGGUAGGAUUCAUGAAGUGAGGUAUUUGGAUAGCAAUGUCAGCGAGGUGCUUGAUGAUGAUGAUUUCGGUAUUGUUGGUGGUGUGGACAUUGGGGAAGGUAAGCAAAGCGAGAAUGAUGAACAGGGCAGUGGCGAAUUGGGGAAGAAGAAGAGGAAGAAAGAAAAAGUUGCUGGUGAGUUGAAGGGUGAGAAAAGGUUGAAGAAAUCAGCUAAGGCGAAAGAUGAUGCUGAGUUAAAUGGGGAAAAGGUUAUUGGUGAAAAGAAGUUGAAAAGGUCGGCGAAGGCAGGAGAAGAAGAUGGGAUGUCCUUGAAAGAGAAGAAAAAAGAUGUUACAAAGAAGAAAGCAGAUGAUUCGUUGGCUCAAGGAGAAGAGUCCAUUGGAAAGAAAGAGAAGAGAAAGAGUAAAGAGUCUGUUGGAAAGAAGGAGAAGAGGAAGAGUGAAGAUGAAAAGUUGAAGAGCACAGAAGCAAACCUGAAGAAGGCCAAGAGAAGUAAGAAAGCAGCAGAGUGAUUCGGGAUAACAGGCUGCAGGCGAAUGACAGGCUUUGCGGUGGGAUUCAAUACAUCCGGGCAAGUGUGGCUAAUCCAUAGAGUCGUCUGGAAGAAUUUUGAUUGUUGUGUAUUUUAUUCUGGUAUUGAAAUGAUGAUCUUAUUUGUUAGUUUAUGAGUUGACAUUGCCUAUUUACUUAGUUAUAACUUAUGGAGAUCAUACAAAAUCUUUACUUUUC
Pyrus x bretschneideri (Chinese white pear) is the source of this 1742-nucleotide messenger RNA. RefSeq names its product ribosomal L1 domain-containing protein 1. NCBI's taxonomy places the organism in Eukaryota, Viridiplantae, Streptophyta, Magnoliopsida, Rosales, Rosaceae. The record is from RefSeq and is a predicted model, not a curated record. Gene Ontology annotation, cellular component: 90S preribosome. Bases 137 to 1525 code for a protein of 462 amino acids. The transcript has a single exon.